UACAUUUGGCUUGAUCAUUCGUUUGUUUACGGAUUUAUAUAUUUUAAGUUGAUUGGCUUCGAAAUUUUUGUGUUGAUUAUUAUUAAAAGUAUUUAUGAAAGAUGAGCAAAAAGGGUGACAACGAAAAUUGGUUGUUUUUAUCGAAUGAAAAAAAAGAAUGGAACGAUCAAGUUUUGGAGGAAAUUGCUAUUAGCAAAAAGUUUCCCAAGGAAGUUUUCGUCAGAGAAAACUUCAAGUCCAUUAUUUCCCGAUUUUUUUACUUUUAUUUUACGGGAGAAGUCACUGAAGGAUGUUCAGUAGCCUGCGCAGUUUAUUCCUCAAUUUCUCUGUUGAAUGUCGUGGAUAAAAAAAUGUGUAAAAGAGUCUUCGAAGCAAGAGACUACAUGCACAUUGGUGAGGCAACACCAUUUUAUAAAGGUUCACACGAUCACCAAAAAUGCUCUUACUUCGAUAACUACGAGAAGAACCAUCACCUUAGGAAUGACAUAAUGGAAAUGCUUCAGAACUGGGACAUAAAUAACGUGUAUAAUGAAGAUCAAGCGAAAUUGAUGAGAUUCGCUGCCUUUCUGGCUUUAACUCUCUGCACAGUUGCUACCAAAACUAAACAGCAACUCGAGACGAGCUUCAGGAGCAGACAGUUCCGAUCGAACUUGUCCCACCUUGUGGGGUGGAACAUGCAACGAUUUUUUUCGAUUCCGUGUACAAAAGCCCUAGAUAAAUGCGUAGACGAAUUAGCCAACGAAAUUCACCGCCGAAGUCUGAAAUCAAUUUUCGCAAUUGUUGUUCGAGAAUGGCGAGUGCGUGUCCAUCGAGAUGACGAAAUUACAAGCUCACUUUUAUUUGAAUCCCUAUUAGACAGCACCGCAGGCAACGGACUUCAACUUCUAUCUUUAAUGACUUCAGUUUUAUACACGAUGGACAUCACUUUUGACGAGUUGUUGAAUGCACUGCGCACUGAAGUCCUGGCUUUUGGUAAACAUCGAGCUUCCUGGACGAACCUCCUGGAGUUUAAAAAUAAAUUUCUCUGCAAGGGAAAUCCACAGUACGGAUAUUCAUGGGCCCGAAUAAUUGAUCAUGUAUAUUUAACAGAAUAUGCAGCUGCAAACAACUUAUUCUUCUGCGGGAUGUUUGCCGCUAUUAUAGAAAUCUACUGUGGGUGCGGAGUUUGGAAAGCUAGGUGGGCACGGAUCGACGCAUCAUUCUUCUCUGAACCGAAAAUAGUUGGAAAACGGAUUCACAGUUAUUUGGUCAGCAGGAAGACGACUUAGUGCCGUAGUGAGUCGCAGGCCAAGAUACGCGUUUAUCAAAUUCUUUUUUAUGAAAAACUCAAAAUUUGUGAUUAAUUAUACGGGUUGAUGUUACUAUGUUUCAGUAUACGAUUACAGAUUGUUAGUUAUAGUUGAUUUCAUAUAAAUUUUUGUUUGGUGCAACCCUGAA
Messenger RNA from Belonocnema kinseyi, 1437 nucleotides. RefSeq lists its product as uncharacterized. NCBI's taxonomy places the organism in Eukaryota, Metazoa, Arthropoda, Insecta, Hymenoptera, Cynipidae. The transcript is spliced from 3 exons. The coding region runs from base 102 to 1268 and encodes 388 amino acids. The record is from RefSeq and is a predicted model, not a curated record.